CUUUGCCUGGUCGCUUGACGCUAAGCUCACUUCUGCUCUGCCACCCCAGAGCCGCUUCCAUCCAUCCACUUGUUUACCUGUCACCGGCCUUAGCUGCGGCCUGCUUCUAUUUUAUUUUUGUUGCUUCUGUUUGGAAUACCUGCAGACAAACUACCAAAAUCCUCACCAUCUCUUGAUAUCUCUCUCCCGGCGUUACAUAUUUUCCCCCUCUUAUCGUGUCUCGCCUUCUCCCCAGUCCCCGCAGGCAGCAGCCCGUACAUGGUAGCAGCCACAGCACCAGGCAGAGACGGUCGACACGAAGCGUAACCGAAACACCAACAAGAAUCCGAGGAGGCGGAUGGUGAAGGUGUAGAAAAUGUUUUCAGAAUACGCAUCACGCUUCCUCGCCCAGUCGCAGUCACGGCUCUCCAACUUUGGCCAAGUGGACGACAAUACACAACGAACAUCCGACCGAGCCGGACGAACACAACGAGACGGCACUAGAUCGGCUGCUGGCCAGAGAUCCUUCCUGUCGAGGGGCUAUGGCGGCAACCCGUACCAGCAGAACGGCACUGGCUCCAGGUUUGGUAACCUUGCGUUUGCCUCUCGCAUCUCUGCAGCCCAGGAUGCACCGCUCUUCCACGGCACGCUAGACGAGUACCGCGAAGACGAUGAGGAGGACGAGCGAGAUCGUGAGGAUCUCUUCGCCCUACAGCGAUCACGGCGAGUCGCUGCCGCUAGCAAGCUGGCGGAGAGCGUCGAGUCCGACGCCAACAGCCGUGGAUCUCUGGACGACAGUGCAGCGCUCGACGACCAUCCGUAUCGAGGUAGAGGUAUGCACAGGGGGAUCAAGAGCAGCUGGAACGAGACGAGAGGUCACUACCGAGCCUCAGUUGCGCAAGAUACUCUCCAGGAGGAAGCCGAGGAGCUGGGUGAAGCGGACGAACACCCGCUGCGUGACCAAAAGGCUGGCUUGGUUGAUGUUGGCCUAGAUUCGCAGACAGAAGAUAACGAUGAACCCCCGGAAUCUCUACUUGGCGACGCUGCGACAGACUCGAGCCCGCCGCCGUUUCAACGAUUCAAAACUACGGCAAACGACCGAACACCAUUUAUGCUCAACAGAACGUCUACCGACACCACGGAAAUGAGCGACCUUCAACGCGACGAUCCUGUAGAAGGAGAACCCAUGGAUGAGUUACCUACGCCUUCGGAUGGAGAAGUCUUUCGCCACGACCCUUUCUUUGCGUGGAUUUUCCUCAUCAGCUGCGCCGGCAUGAUGUCUACUUAUGUGCUUGUCUGGCUGCAUACCGCUCCUCGCAAGAGCCCUGUUGGAGAUACUAUUUACACCGCCAUCCAGAGAUCGUUCCACAUGCUGGCCGUGGACACAGUCGUGGCCAUCAUAGUCUCGUUUGUUUGGCUCGCAGCUUUACGGUCGUUUGUGCGACCUCUCGUCAGUGUUAUCUUGGUGGCUGUCCCGGUGAUCAUGAUGUCCUUUUCCCUCUACGCCUUUAUAUCGUCGUUCCAGGGCAGGACACAUGGCGGAAGUUUCCAGGAUGGAGUUAUGCGUUGGGCUUCCUUUGUCCCCGCGGCAAGCUGCGUCCUGUGGCUAUGGCUAGUCGUCAAGGGCCGCCGCGCCAUCGACCAAGCGAUUGAGAUUUUACAAUUUUCGUCACGAAUCUUGGCUCAGAACCCUGGUUUACUAAUUAUGGGAUUUGGCUGUCUGGCUUUGAUUGUGGUAUGGACGUGGGUUUGGCUGGCCAUGUUUACGCGUGUUUUCAUGGGCGGCUACUUUUCCAAGUCGUCUCCAGCGCGCUUCGUUAUUGAGCUUUCUAGCUGGUGGCUUGGAGCAGGCUUUGUCUUUAUGUACAUGUGGACGCUGGCCGUCAUCAACGCUGUCCACAGAGCCACGACAGCAGCAACAGUCUCGCAGUGGUACUUUCACAGAAACGCUGGCCCGGCGGCUCCGUCGAGGGAGAUUGUCUUGGCCGCGCUUGGCCAUGCAGUGACAACCAUCUUUGGUAGCAUUUGCCAGUCCACCCUUCUCUCGCUCCUUAUCCGAGCGCCGCUGCUCUUCUUGCCGCGCCGCGUUGGCGCCACCAUUACCAACAUUGCAUCAGCUUGGAUUCCCACGCCGAUUGUAGCACUCACCAACCCUCUUACGAUUACAUAUGCAGCUAUUCACUCGCAAUGUUUGGCUACGUCUUCACGAGGCCUUGAUCAAAUGGAAUUCGUGACGCCAGCAAUGCCAACCACCACAUUAACUCCUCGCGCGUUGCGGCUGCGUGGGCAGCAGUCGGGUUUGGUUCCGUACCGCCUGGCGAAGCUGCUUCUGGUUGCGACUAGGUUUAUUAUGGCCACCGGCUUGGGUUUUGCCGGAUGGGUAAUCACCGCAAAACAGCUGCAAAUAUUGCAGUCUGGCAAUGCCGGUGUCCGCGGCUCAGCAUACGCCUAUGUUGUAGGACUGGUGGCUGGUUUUAUUGGAUACUCUGUCAUGGGCGCCAUGGAGGGCAUUUUGAGCGGAAUUGUAGAUGCUGUGUUGAUCUGCUACGGCAGCGAGAGGCGCAUGGAAAUGGGCCACGGAAGAUUUUGUCUAGAAGCUGCAUAUCUUUUUGGCGAGCGUCGAUCUGGAGGUCUUGGCGACGGCCGCGUGUAAACAUAAGACUCUUUUGAAAGAGCGUUGGUUGUAUCAUAUGAGUAUCACAUAGGCUAUAGCAUUCGUGUAAUACGCCUGUUUAAGCAACUGAAAUAAAUGUACAAUGUAUUUUACUACUAAACGAAUAUCCCCUUCCUCGCCUUUUCCAUGUCCCUCCGCGUACUCCAAGCCUUGUCGUUUAGCAGGCCCAAGCAUGAUCAUCAUCAUACUCAAAGUGAACCUUUGUCAAGGUGUCGAUGCCAUUGUUGGAUUUUCCACUAUAUCUGGUGCUCAUGCACGAGCAGAAGCCAGCGCGGCAAAACUUGAGCACGUCAUGAGGAUAUGUGAAGAUGUCGGCGUCGCCCUUGCCGGUCUGGCACUUGAAGUGUGUGGUGGCGAUUUCGUUGCCAUUGGCUUGGCACUGCUUAGUGGUAUCGCAGCCAACCAUGAGUUGUGUAUCACGAGGAUCAAUGGAAGCGUACAAACAGUUAUUUUGAUCGACCAUGAGGAUAUCAAGCGUGCCUGAAAAGCGAGCAGCGGCGAUGCUGGCGAGGGCGGUAAUAGCAACAGCGAAGGACUUCAUAUUGGUGGUGGGAAGAUUUUGAGGGUGAAGAGAGUUCUGUGAAGAAGUAAUAAUGGUAGAUAUGUGUGAGUUUGUUUGAAAGAAAGCAAAUGGAGGCUUUUUAGAGGGCUUUUAUAACACAUUAUGCGAGCUGAGUGGGUGGGUGGAAAUGGCGCGUAGGGCGGAUUGCCAAAUCGAGUAAUACGAUAUUUUAGCGCGAGAUCGCGCAGUGCUCGUUUAGGGCAGGCAAGGCGAGGAUACGGGAAGCCGGGGAACUAUUGGUGGGUAAAUAUUAAUAUCGGCGGUGUACUUGUGAGUACAGAUGAUUUUUUGUUUUACUAAUCUUUUGUUAGGCUGGCUUCGGGUUUACCUCUUUGGAUUUUGCUCCAUGAACUUCACAUAUAUGGCUUGAAGCAGCCAGGCGCUGUGGUUCCUGUCCUUAGCGUUCUGAAUGCCCUAUACUUUAGGUGCGCUCAGUGGCUUGUGAGUGUGUGGCUACGGAAAUAUGCACGAUUUGUCAAAAAGGCGAAGGGA
[Torrubiella] hemipterigena is the source of this 3707-nucleotide messenger RNA. NCBI's taxonomy places the organism in Eukaryota, Fungi, Ascomycota, Sordariomycetes, Hypocreales, Clavicipitaceae. The record is from the annotation of a GenBank genome assembly.